Messenger RNA from Pocillopora verrucosa, 2172 nucleotides. Its product is annotated as serine--tRNA ligase, cytoplasmic-like. Gene Ontology annotation, cellular component: cytosol. NCBI's taxonomy places the organism in Eukaryota, Metazoa, Cnidaria, Anthozoa, Scleractinia, Pocilloporidae. Gene Ontology annotation, biological process: seryl-tRNA aminoacylation. Gene Ontology annotation, molecular function: serine-tRNA ligase activity; tRNA binding; ATP binding. The record is from RefSeq and is a predicted model, not a curated record.
UCGAGCAUGAGGAUCGCUUUGCGAGAAUUGCAUCAGCUUAGGUGUUUCUUGAUAAUAUCAACGUAUCCAAGGUAUUCUUCUUCUGAUUCCUUUCCCAAAAUGGUUCUGGAUCUAGAUCUUUACAGGGCUGACAAAGGAGGUAACCCGGAAAAAAUUCGUGAAAAUCAGAGCAAGCGAUAUAAGGACACCACCUUGGUAGAUCAAGUAGUUGAAGCGGAUGCAAAAUGGAGGAAAUUACGAUUCUCUGCUGAUAACUGGAAUAAACUCAAGAAUGUAUGCAGUAAGCAGAUCGGCGAAAAGAUGAAGCGAAAAGAACCUGUUGGUGACAGUGAUGCACUACCUCAAAGUAUAGUGGAUGCAUUGGAAGUAAUUACUCCAGACAUGUUAGAGGACUUAACAGUUACCCAGAUCAAGGGUGUACGAACACUCAUUGAUGAAAAUAUGGCCAAAUGCAAUGAAGAAGUUGGGAAGGUGGAACAACUAAGGAAUGAGAAGUUAUUCGAAGUUGGCAAUCUUUUGCAUGAGUCAGUUCCUAUUAGUAACGAUGAGGAUGACAACAAGGUUGAAAGAACUUGGGGUGACAGUUCUAUCAGGAAGAAAUACUCUCAUGUGGAUCUGGCUUAUAUGGUAGAUGGAGUUGACACUGAGAGAGGUGCAUCUGUGGCAGGCAGCAGAGGCUAUUUUCUCAAGGGGCCUCUUGUAUUCUUAGAGCAAGCUCUCAUUCAGUUGGCAACACGGAUGUUGUACAAGAAAGGUUUUGUUCCUCUCUACACACCUUUUUUCAUGAGGAAGGAAGCUAUGCAAGAAGUUGCACAAUUAAGUCAGUUUGAUGAAGAGCUGUAUAAGGUUAUCGGUAAGGGUGCAGAUGAAACAGGUUAUGAAGAAAGAUACCUUAUUGCUACGAGUGAACAGCCAAUUGCUGCAUUUCAUCGAGGUGAAUGGAUGGCUGCAAAUGAACUUCCCAAGAAAUAUGCUGGAUUCUCGUCAUGCUUCAGACAAGAAGCAGGGGCUCAUGGAAGGGACACUCGUGGCAUCUUUAGGGUACAUCAGUUUGAAAAGGUGGAGCAAUUUGUUAUCUGUUCUCCUCAUGAUGGUAUUUCUUGGCAACUUUUUGAUGAGAUGAUUGCAAGUGCUGAGGAAUUUAAUCAAGCUUUAGGAAUUCCUUACAGAAUUGUAAAUAUUGUUUCUGGUGAACUCAACAAUGCAGCCGCCAUGAAGUACGAUCUGGAAGCUUGGUUUCCAGGUAGCGGUGCUUUCCGUGAAUUAGUUUCUUGCUCAAACUGCACGGAUUACCAAGCAAGAAGAUUGCAAGUUCGUUUUGGACAAACCAAGAAAAUGGGAGCGCAGACGGAAUACGUUCAUAUGCUCAACGCUACGAUGUGCGCUGUGUCGAGAACCAUUUGUGCGCUAUUAGAGAAUUAUCAAACAGAAGAAGGAAUCGCUCUCCCCCCUGUUCUGAAGCCUUUACUUCCCGAAGGCUUGGAUUUUAUUAAAUUCGUCAAACCAGCUCCAAUUGACGAGAAACCAGAGGCGAAGAAACAGAAGAAAAAGACGAAAAAUAAAGCCGGCAGCCAGAGUGAGGGAUGUUUAGAGGCUAAAAUGGAAAACAUGGGCGUUGGCAAAGAGUGAACACUGAAUUCUCAAGAAAUCAAUUGGCUUUGCCUAGUGAAUGGCCUUGUUGCACGAUGGCAAUUGGCUUAAUAUCUAACUAAGUAGUUUGUGUAGGUGGCACAAGCAAAAAUUUAUGUUCCCCCCUUAACUCUGCUUCUUUAAACAAACCUUUCAACUUGACUUCAAUGUAAGAGUAACGAUGUUACACUCACUUCAUGAGAUAGUGGUUCUCUGCGGUCAUCACAAUUUUUUCCACCAGUAAAUUCACACAAGAAAACAAACAAGCGACAGCCAGUAGGUAAGUCUGUGGACACUUUACCAAUCACAGCCGUGAUAGUUGCGAUAACUUUUUUAACAGUUGACAUCAAGCGUCUUCUUCCGUCAGCUGAGUGUAAGAUCCUCACUCUCUAUAGAAUGAGUAAACGUAAAAAUAUUGUUACUUAAAUUACGGCAUUAUAAGCGAAAGGUACGGUUAACUAGACUGCAGAAAAAAAGUUGAUUGUAAGCUGUAUUUUGUUUGUGUUUAGUUAAAUUAAUUAAACAUCCGGUGGAAAAGCGGGA